Molecule: messenger RNA, 1788 nt
Organism: Alosa alosa (allis shad)
Lineage: Eukaryota; Metazoa; Chordata; Actinopteri; Clupeiformes; Clupeidae
Product: guanylyl cyclase-activating protein 2-like
Exons: 4
Coding region: 263-844 (193 amino acids)
Biological process (GO): visual perception
Cellular component (GO): photoreceptor inner segment; cone photoreceptor outer segment
Molecular function (GO): calcium sensitive guanylate cyclase activator activity; calcium ion binding
Source: RefSeq, a predicted model, not a curated record
CCCAGUUUGUAUCUGAGCUCAAAUUAUUUAGACUUAAAGGAAGAAGAUAGGAUUGGCAACCCCGUCUAAAAAUACUUAAUCACCUAAUUAUAGGUUUAACUGAGAUCUGAGUGGGCUUCAGCCUCAGAGCACCAUCAGGCAUGAGUAAAGGAGCUCCUUCUUUGACAUGAUGUCGGAUGCAAAAUGGCAAGAAUUUUAAGAUGAGCCACAUCUUUUUAUUGAUUCAUUUUACUGCUUUGAUUAAUUGGUGACAAGAGGAACUAUGGGUCAGUCAUACAGUGAUGAUGAGGAUAAUGAAGUGGCCUUGACACAGAUUCAGGAGUUGUACAAGAAGUUUGCUAGUGAGUGCCCGAGCGGGAACCUGCAUUUGCACGAAUUCAAAAAGAUCUUUGGCAUCAGCACUCAGUCUUCACCUGAGGAAAGUGCCUACGUUGACAACAUCUUCCGCACUUUCGACACGAAUCAGGAUAACACAAUAGACUUCAUGGAGUAUGUGGCUGCUGUGCACCUUGUUCUCCGGGGCAAACUCGAGGAUAAACUGAGGUGGUCAUUUAAGGUCUAUGACAGGGAUGGAAAUGGCCGUCUGGACAGAUCCGAAGUCAAGCACUUAAUAAAAAUCAUUACCAAGUUAAAGAGCCAUAACAAGCCAUCCGGAAGCGAGGAAAUGAGUCCUGAUCAGAUUUGUGACAGCAUUUUUGAACGUGUGGAUAAAAACAAAGAUGGCCAAAUCUCACUUGAAGAGUUUGUGGAAGGUGCACAACAGGACCCAUGGGUUAUGGGACAGCUCAAAUUGGAUGUGAGACCCAGUGGAUGGUUCAAUGAGCGCAAUCCAGCUAAAACUUGACAAUUGCAAAAUGAGACAACAGACUUACUGAAGCCUUCAAGAGCAUCAGCCUGUCAACAAUGAAUGCAUGCUCUGGAAGGGAUGACCUCGUACGCGUUCUACCAACAUUUCCAGUGAAAGCUAUCACUUUUAUACUUGAAAAUCAACAGAAACUCUUUUGGAGGUGUUGUCUCCAGAUUUAUAAGGAAUUAUGUUUUACCAUUAAAGGUUAUCAAAAUGACAGAGAGGCUGUAAAAAGGAUAUGAGCAGGAUCACAAAGAUGGUAUGAGAUACCAGUGUCUGAUAUGGAUAUGACCGUGAAGAUUUUUUUGUGGAAAAACAAAUAAUGCUCUGGGUGAGAGGAUAAACUUGCACUGAUGAGACAUGUGUUAUUUUAAAUGAGGCAAUAGGACAUUUGAGCAGUUUUGAUGCCUUAUACUUAAAAGGUGGUUUACGCAAUUUCAAGUCCAUACCAUUUUUUGACAUUCAGCGGACAUCUCCUCACGAUUCGCUAUAGCUACCCAUGCCGUGUGUACACUCACUGUACAAAAAUGGUGUCUGCCCAGACUCCAAAAACUGGAAAGAAACAAAGUGGGGGCAGCAUGUCCCCCAAGAUAACCAAAACCCUCUCUUUCUUUCUUCUGAACUCAAACUGACCUGUCUCUGCUUGUCAGGUUUAACAGUGUUCAUCUUAAUCCAUGCUGUGUUAAAAAAAGUGGUUACACUAAAUUUAAAUUUAAAUUUAGAUUUAAAUUGAGAGGUUUUUUUUAUUAUUUAACUUCUUAUUAUGUAUAUUUCAAAUAAAUAAUACAUUCUGAGCAUUCAUUGUUGUUUAUUUUUCAUGUUUCAUGUUUGAAGACAUUACUUUGUAAUAACCUGACUCACAAAAAAACAAAUAUUCAGUUAAAGUGAGGACACAAGGAAAUUAUGAAAUUACAUUGUUUCACAAGAUUAACACAAGAUUA